AUGACCACUAUUGUAGUAGGUGCUACUGAAGACCAUAGAGCGGUGUUGUUGCAGUGCGCAUUCCUGUGCCGAAGUAAUCCUGUCACAUGUGAAGCUGGAAUCAUUCCUUGCAAAGAACAGUUGAAUGUCAAAGUAAUUCUUAAGUCGUGCGUUUGGGUGAAGGGAGAUCUGCACUGUGUAUUUCCCGAUUUGUUAAAAUGGGCUGGAGUCUCAUUUUGCCCAAGUUUUCAUGUCUGCUGGAGAAUUUCUUGUGUGUACAUCCAAGCUGAUUACCUGCAGUGUUCAAGUGUUCAUCUUUUGCUCUUUUCUCUGUGCAGCAUAGUGUUGUUCGAUACGUUUGUAAACAUCCUUUCUCUCAACCUUGGUGAACCAGCUUACGCAGCAGACGUCGCCCAGCUGGAAUACAAGCUGGUGGCUGGAGAGCACGGCUUAAUCAUUCGAGUGAAAGGAUUCAAUCAUAAACUACCUCUUCUGUUUCAGCUCAUCAUUGAUUACUUGACUGACUUCAGCUUUACUCCAGCGGCUUUUGAAAUGAUAACAGAGCAGCUGAAGAAAACAUAUUUCAAUAUCUUAUCAGGCCUGAGACUCUGGCCACGUGAGUUCUGGGGGAGAGUAAAGGAGGCAGCACUGCAGUUGUUGAGGUUGAGCAAGGAGCCCAGAAAACAGUGCUCUGUGCUGGUGGAGGUUUGUUCCAGGGCAGCUCGUGGCUCUGACUGCUCAGUAUAUCAAACUCGAGGCUCAGACUGGGCCUGCAGGUAGCUGCUGUUCUGAAGCAGCCAGCAGCAGGGGCUGAGGCAGGGCAGGGUGAGCCCACAGCGGUGCUCUGGGUACUAUCUGCCCAUCUGCUGUGUGCUCCUGAGUCAGAAGUGGGAUCACUUACAUUAGGCAGCUCCUGGGACUUGUGGUUUUGUUUCCCUUCUGUUUAUUGCAGGGACGUGCGUCUCCUGAUUUUAGAACAUGG
Messenger RNA from Tympanuchus pallidicinctus (lesser prairie-chicken), 961 nucleotides. RefSeq lists its product as uncharacterized. Gene Ontology annotation, molecular function: metal ion binding. Bases 1 to 759 code for a protein of 252 amino acids. NCBI's taxonomy places the organism in Eukaryota, Metazoa, Chordata, Aves, Galliformes, Phasianidae. The transcript is spliced from 3 exons. The record is from RefSeq and is a predicted model, not a curated record.